Messenger RNA from Caenorhabditis elegans, 614 nucleotides. RefSeq lists its product as uncharacterized. The record is from RefSeq and is marked reviewed. Bases 115 to 492 code for a protein of 125 amino acids. Lineage: Eukaryota; Metazoa; Nematoda; Chromadorea; Rhabditida; Rhabditidae. The transcript is spliced from 3 exons.
UGCAAUGUUGUACUCCAACAUUCAAAAAACCUUCUCACUUGAUCUUCAAUUUCAAACUCUUCUCAGAUAGUCGCAUUGCUCACUUUUAGAGCUCAGAAACCUCAAUAUUUUAGGAUGAAACUGAUGAUAUUCGUUAUUAUUAUUAACUCUGUAAGCGUCAGUGAAUGCUGGGAUUGUGGAGGUGGAUUUUUUACCAGAGGACUUGUCUUUAUUUUAGCUUCGCCGUCGUCGGAUAGAUACCAAAUUAACAAAAGCUGUAGUGUUCACGACAAUCAAUACGAUGUUAUCGAGUAUUAUGAAAGCAUAAGGAGAUAUCCGCCAUUUUAUCCAUUUGAUCGACGUGAAUCAGAUGCAGAAUUUACAAGAUGUUUGGAAAAAUGCCCUAGUCGGUACACACAAACUGUUGUGAGAUACGGAUACGACGCUAUGGUCUAUGUGAACAAAGUAGUGACGGAAACCUGGAACAAAAUUAAAAGAGCUUUUGGUUUUUAAAAUUAUUCAAUAACUGGUAUUUAUUUAUUUGUCACUCCUCGUAACUUAUUUCUUCAUUGUCAACACAUAGAUAAUUUUCAACUCAUUUUUUCGAUUCUAAAUAAACGAUUGAAAUACUGGCA